AUGUAUCAGCUGUCCCCAGAUUCAAAGCGGCUUGGGUCAUACACGGAGGACAGAACAUAUGAUAGUUUGGAUGGAAGCUCCACAGAGUUGACUGAUGUGUUUGAAGAAGAGGACUGUAUUCAGGAUGAAGGCUGGAGUACCCCUGUUGCAGACCUGAAACAGAAAAUUGCAGCUCGGCUAGAAAACUAUCUUACCAAUGAGAGCCUGUCUGAAGAUGCCUUUUUACUGAAACAUGUUCAGAGGAACAAGAAGGGCUACGUCAGUGUGAAGUUACUAACUUCAUUCAAAAAGAUCAGGGAGCUCACACGUGACUGGCGAACCACUCUGGCUGCAGCUCGCACCACGCAGCAGCUGGAAGUCAACGAGGAGGGAACCAAGGUGCGACGGCGGGACCCAGUGCCCGACUGGCUACUGUGUGUCCCCACCAGCAAGCUGCUGCUGGCCUGGAACCUCCUGGGAGGAGAGGACAACGAUGAGGAGAGCGUAGCCCCGGGGGUGGAGCAGCAGGGCCUGAUGGAGACAGCCAUGAGACUAUUUGGCUGCCACGGCACCAUCACGUCCCUCCGCAUCCUGCGCCCAGGGAAGGAGAUCCCUGCCGAGCUCAAGAGGUAUGCAAAGAAACACAUGGAGCUGGGGCGUAAGGUGUGUGCCGUGGUGGAGUAUGAGUACCUGGAGGGGGCACGGAGGGCCUUUGAGGCCCUGCAGGCUGAGGAGCAGCUACAGGGGAACAGGGCAGUACGCGUGGUACUCCUAGGCAGCAGGGGCACCAGGAAGCCAAGGGGCAGCCAGGACCGCACAGAGGAAGAGUCUGAGGACGGCAUCGAGAGUAUGUGCUCGAGGAAGCCCAACCGCAAGGGCAGGCGCUACCCGGGCUACUCCCUGGAGGACUCUGCCCUCUACAGCUCGUCUGAGUCUGACUUCGCCCCCGCCUCGCCCAGGCCCAACCGCAGGGUCACACGACCUCAGGCUCUGUACGGCAGCCCCCUGGCCAUCCCUCGGGUGUCCUCCUUCCGCUCAGACCCCUACAAGAACCCAGUUUGUAGCCCUGUGGGGAGCCCCCUCCUGCCCCGCAAGCUGUUCCCCAGUGGCCACACUCCGUCCCCGCUGGCCGCUCCAGAGAUCAGCAGCAGCCCUGUAUCCAGUGGCAAUGGAAGCUUUGGCAGCAGGAGCAAGUGCUCCGGGGACUAUUCCCAGGAAAGCUUGGGCUUUGUGGGGAGCCCCUGGGUCCAGCGUCGGAAGACUGCCGCCCAGGCAUUUUUUCCUGACAAAGGUGGGCCCCUCUCGCCUGGCCUGCCGAAGAGGCCACUGGGCGUGGUGGAUGUUCUGCGCCAGCCGCUUGGCCCUGAUGGCACUAAAGGCUUCUACAACUGCAUUGGCAGGGGGAAGCUGGUAGUGCAGCAAUGA
Molecule: messenger RNA, 1404 nt
Organism: Salvelinus namaycush (lake trout)
Lineage: Eukaryota; Metazoa; Chordata; Actinopteri; Salmoniformes; Salmonidae
Gene: larp6b
Product: La ribonucleoprotein 6, translational regulator b
Exons: 3
Coding region: 1-1404 (467 amino acids)
Cellular component (GO): nucleus
Molecular function (GO): mRNA binding
Source: RefSeq, a predicted model, not a curated record